Cryptomeria japonica (Japanese cedar) is the source of this 1900-nucleotide messenger RNA. Its product is annotated as cytochrome P450 703A2. The transcript has a single exon. The record is from RefSeq and is a predicted model, not a curated record. Gene Ontology annotation, molecular function: oxidoreductase activity, acting on paired donors, with incorporation or reduction of molecular oxygen; monooxygenase activity; iron ion binding. The coding region runs from base 43 to 1557 and encodes 504 amino acids. NCBI's taxonomy places the organism in Eukaryota, Viridiplantae, Streptophyta, Pinopsida, Cupressales, Cupressaceae.
CUCCAUCACCUAGCACCACCCAAUUCCAUUCCCUUCCCUACAAUGGACACACAUCAUUACGUAGCAGCCAUGGUGAUCAUUUUAGUGACCAUGGUGAUCACAACACUAACGACACUUCGUCGUCAAAGGCUGAAAUUGCCACCGGGGCCAGCCGGUUGGCCAAUACUAGGAAACCUAAUGCAAUUAAGCUCUCUCCCUCACAGAGACAUGGCGGCCCUCUGCAACAAAUACGGCCCUCUAGUUUACCUCCGCCUAGGCAGCAUAGACGCCAUAACAACAGACGAUCCAGAAAUAAUAAAAGAAAUCCUGGUGAAGCAAGACGACGCCUUCGCCUCUAGGCCCGCCACGGUGGCGGCGGCCCACCUGGCCUACGGCAGCCGUGACGUGGCAUUCGCUCCGCUGGGCCCACACUGGAAACAAAUGCGGCGCAUCUGCAUGGAGCACCUCCUCACCACCCGCCGCCUCGAAUCCUUCGUCGACCACCGCCGCGAGGAGGCGGCUUGCAUGGUGCGCUACGUGAUGGACUCUUAUGCCAAAAACGGCGACCACGUCUUCAACCUCCGCCAGGUGCUCGGCGCCUUCUCAAUGAACAACGUCACGAGAAUGCUGCUCGGGAAACGCUACUUCGGCGGCGAUGCCGCCGAGGCGGCGGACUUCAUGGACAUAACGCACGAGCUCUUCUGGCUGCUGGGAAUUCUUUAUCUCGGCGACUACGUGCCUUUCUGGAGAUGGAUCGAUCCGCAAGCAUACGAGAAAAGGAUGCGCCGCCUUGAGCGUCGCAUGGACGCAUUCCACAGCCGCAUCCUCCACCAACACCGCGCCGCCGCCGCCGCCGCAGACACUUCACCGGACUUCAUCCACGUCCUGCUGUCUUUACCGGGCCUAGACGGUAACCCCCACCUGGACGACGUGGAAAUCAAGGCGCUGGUUCAGGACAUGAUUGCGGCGGCGACCGACACGUCAUCGGUGACGAACGAGUGGGCGAUGGCGGAAGUGAUAAAGCAGCCUCGCAUACAGAGGAAAAUUCAGGAGGAGCUUGAUAGAGUAGUGGGGCGUGAGAGGAUGGUGGAGGAAUCUGAUCUGGGUGAGCUUCAAUACCUGCGUUGCGUGGUCCGUGAGACUUUCAGAAUGCACCCAGCGGGGCCUUUUCUCAUUCCUCACCAAUCUGUCAUGGAUACCACUCUUGGGGGCUUCCAUAUUCCUGCUAACACAAGGGUGUUCAUUAAUACCUAUGGUCUUGGACGGAAUACUAAGAUUUGGGAGAGGGUGGAGGAGUUUUUGCCUGAGCGCCAUAUGACCAGCUCUAGGGUGGAGAUUAGUCAUGGCACGGAUUUCAAGAUUCUGCCUUUUAGUGCAGGGAAGAGGAAGUGCCCUGGGGCUCCACUUGGGGUGUGUUUUGUUUUGCUUGCCCUUGCUAGACUCUUCCAUGCCUUCCAUUGGUCUGCUCCUCCUGGGGAUGAUAUUGAUACCACUGAGGUCUAUGGUAUAACCAUGCCUAAGGUUUGUCCUCUUCUUGCCAUCCCCACUCCUCGUUUACCCCCUCAUUUAUAUACCUAGGUAAGGUUAUAGCUUUGAGAGGGUUGGGUUCUUUAUGGAUUAGUGGGUUUUUAGUCUAGUGUUUUUGGGAUUUUUUGUCUUCACUAUUUCAUAACUUUUUAUUUUUUAAGUAUUUUGGGGUUGGUCUAAUAGUAGAGAGUUUGUAUUUCUGAAAUAGAGGUCAUGUAUUCAAAUUGUGGAGGGUAGGGUAUGUAUACUUCUUUGUAAAAGAGUAAGGUACCUUUUGCAUGAAGUACAAGAGAAAUAGAAGAUAAUUUCAUAUACAAUAAGUCAUCUAUAUACUAAAAUAAGAUCACUUGAUAUUGUGGACUAUAAAAGAAUCUAUUUUCAUUUUUAUUCUUCA